Molecule: messenger RNA, 387 nt
Organism: Melitaea cinxia (Glanville fritillary)
Lineage: Eukaryota; Metazoa; Arthropoda; Insecta; Lepidoptera; Nymphalidae
Product: 36.4 kDa proline-rich protein-like
Exons: 1
Coding region: 1-387 (128 amino acids)
Source: RefSeq, a predicted model, not a curated record
AUGAAAUUCCUCGUAGUACUCGCAAUUUUGGCAGCCGUAGCCACAGCUCAACCCAAACAUCAUGCUGAUGACCGCAUUUUGAAUAUUAUUGGAGGAAUUCUGGACCUCUUCAAACCAAAAGAACCGAUAAGCACAGACCCUGCCAUUUUGCCGCCUUAUGAUUACCCCGAACACCCUAUUGUCAUCGAAGACCUCGAGAUACCCGGACCGGCGCUUCCUCCUGUUCUUCCCGGACCCAUACUACCUGGACCCGCGCUUCCUCCUGUUCUUCCUGGACCCGUACUACCCGGUCCCGGCAUUCCCGAACCCAACCCCGCUCCCGUUGUCUCACCAAAUCCCUUAGCUAAUUACUCGCCCCUCGUUAAUGUCAUUAUGAAUAUUAACUAA